Brassica napus (rape) is the source of this 1589-nucleotide messenger RNA. Its product is annotated as B3 domain-containing protein At5g18090-like. The record is from RefSeq and is a predicted model, not a curated record. The transcript has 5 exons. NCBI's taxonomy places the organism in Eukaryota, Viridiplantae, Streptophyta, Magnoliopsida, Brassicales, Brassicaceae. Gene Ontology annotation, molecular function: DNA binding. The coding region runs from base 218 to 1162 and encodes 314 amino acids.
UAAGCAUUAUGAAGAAAAAAUACAAGUUAUAAUGAUGCAUGGGCAUCUUUCUCAAUUAUUUCAAAAGUUGAUGGAGAAAAAUUAAGUACGUUGAAUGCUAGGAGCUGCAUCGUCUGUCUUUAGAAUAAAUGGCCUUCAUAUCACUCUCUCUCUCUCUCUAAAUUUUUCCCAUUAACACACAGAGAGAGAAACACGAGGUUGAAGAAAGGAGAAAGAGAUGGCGACUAACAGCUGCAUUGGUAUGCUUAUGGACGAAAGUGACAACCCAGGAUUUUUCAAAGUUCUUAGAAAGGAAGAUCUAUCAUCUCAAACCAUGAUCUUGUUCUUGUUAUAUGUCCAAAAGAGAGAGAUCCCUCAAGACUUCUUGAAAAGCAUCUCAGCCAAGGAGUUCUCGUUUAAGAUGGUCUUAAAGCUGCCAUGGGGAAGCUCAUGGAGAAUCAACCUCUCAAAAUACCAAAGCUUCUUCUACUACAUGGAGAAAGACGGAUGGGACCAGUUUUUGAGCGACAAUGGUUUAGGUGAUGACGAGCUUCUCACGUUCACGCACAAGGGUAACAUGUGUUUUAACGUAAGCAUUUACCAAAUAAAUUGCUUGGAGAUGCUUAGACCCAACAGAUCUGCAACCAUUGCUUCUUCUUCAAGUCGAAACAAGAGAGAAGAAGUGAGCAAUGGGAAGGAGGAAGAGAGAGAGUCAUUGUCUGCAUCAAACUAUCCUGUCUCAGAAACAGCUGAGUCUACCGUAGGAGGAAGAUUGAAACAGAAACGUCAGCUUAUUAACUUGGGGAAGAAGCAAGUUAAGAAGGCUGAAAAAGCAAACAAGUGUAAGAAGAGGAAGAUGGAUACUGACUCUGACGACUCUGAAGAUGGCACUUCGUCUCUUGCUCCAGAGUUCACACUCACCAUAAAGAAAUCAUACGUCCUGUUCUUGGGAGUUCCAAAGAGGUUUGCGGAGAUGCAUAUGCCAAAGGAGGAAACGGUGUUCAAGAUUCAUGAUCGGAAAGGGAAGAAGUCAUGGGAGGUUACGUAUGUGGUCUCUAAGAUACAGUCAAGAUUCUCUCGUGGAUGGCCUCGUUUGGUUAAAGAUUUUGGUUUAGAGGUCGGUGAUGUAUGCACCUUCGAGCUCAUGAAACCGACCGAAAUGAUUCUCACCGUCUCCAAAUAAGAGACUCCAUGUAGUUGAGAUGGUCUUAGUUAAUGUGUUACAAACCAAACCUUUAUGUUGUCUUGUCUGACAGUGGUGAUGUAGUUGAGAUGAUCUUUGUUACUUCAUGUUUUGUUAUCCGGUUUGCAAUCACAAUUAAUCUUAACCGAGAAGUUUAAUUUCGGUUUGGUCUGGUUCAUGAUUUAUUCUCUUCUAGGCCACACUUAAACCAGUAUACAUUUCAAUUUAAUCCGAUUAACAACAUUCACAUCCCAACACAGAGAACCGAUUGGAGCUCCUAAACUGAGAGUGGUGGCUCUUAUCGCCGGCGAUAAAAACGUCCUGAGGAUGUCUUCAAUUCAUAAAAAAAACAUCAUUAGAAGUCAACCUGCACCAUCAUUCAUCAUGCACAAAACUACUAAUAAUUCAGAUUAUGCAGCUCUAUUAA